Molecule: messenger RNA, 1317 nt
Organism: Trichosurus vulpecula (common brushtail)
Lineage: Eukaryota; Metazoa; Chordata; Mammalia; Diprotodontia; Phalangeridae
Product: zinc finger protein 665-like
Exons: 2
Coding region: 1-1317 (438 amino acids)
Source: RefSeq, a predicted model, not a curated record
AUGAAAGAGGCUACUGCAAAGCUAAGCAUUUCUGUGGAACAAACUCACAAGGAAGGUGUCAUGAGUGAUGGUCCCUGUGACUUCACUGGGCAAGAAAUCUGUAUUGUACUUCACAGAAUUCACAUAGGAGAGAAACCUUAUGAUUGUCAUUAUUACGGCAAAACCUUCAGUCAACACUCAUCCCUUAUUAACCACCAAAAAAUUCAGACUGGAAAGAAGCAACAUGAGUGUCAUAAAUGUGGUAAAGCUUUCAGUGAAGACUCAUCCUUCAUUAUACAUCAGAGAAUUCACACUGUAUAUGAAUGUAAUGAAUGUGGAGAGAUUUUCAUACUGCACCCCAAUCUUGUUGAACAUAAGAGAAUCCACACUGAGGAGAAACCUUAUGAAUGUACUCAUUGUAGAAAGGCUUUCAGCCAGGAAUGCCAUCUUGCUCUACAUCAAAGAAUCCACACUGGAGAGAAACUUUGUGAAUGUAAUGAAUGUGGAAAGGCUUUCAGAUACAAAUCCCAACUUGCUGUACAUCAGAGAGUCCACACUUCAGAGAAACAUUAUGAAUGUAAUCAAUGUGGAAAGAGUUACAAAAGCAGCUCAGGUUUAACUACACAUAGGAGAAUCCACACUGGAGAGAAACUGUACAAAUGUAAUGAAUGUGGAAAGACUUUCAGAUGCAGCUCUAGUCUUGCUGUACAUCAGACAAGUCACACAGGAGAGAAACCAUAUCAACGUGUUCAGUGUGGAAAGAAUUUUCGACUUUGCAACAAAUUUGUUGACCAUCAGAAAAUCCACACUGGAGAGAAACCUUAUCUAUGUCAUCAAUGUGGAAAGGCUUUUAGAAGAAGCUCUAGUCUGGCUAGACAUCAGAGAACCCAUACUGGAGAGAAACCUUAUGAAUAUCAUCGAUGUGGAAAAACUUUCCCAUGGAAAUCCGGUCUUGCUUUACAUGAAAGAAUCCACAAUGGAGAGAAACCUUAUGAAUGUGAUCAGUGUGGAAAGACUUUCAGAUGCAACUCUAGUCUUGCUGAGCAUCAGAGUAUCCACACUGGAGAGAAACCUUAUGAAUGUGGUCUGUGUGGAAAGAAUUUUCAACAAUGCAACAAAUUUGCUGAACAUCAGAAAAUCCACACUGGAGAGAAACCUUAUGAAUGUAAUCAAUGUGGAAAGGGUUUCAUUUCUCACUUCCAUCUUACUCUUCAUGAGAGAAUCCACACUGGAGAGAGACCUUAUGAGUGUCUGGAAUGUGGCAGAGCUUUUUAUUUACGCUCUACCCUUACUAAACAUCAGAGAAUCCAUACUAGAGCACAAACCUCCUUAAUAUAA